CUUUGAUGCUGAGGUAGCUUCGUCACAUGCCUCGAUCUCACGUGGUUCCCCGAUUACAGGCGACCGGUCGAAGGUCUCGCUACGGAAACGACUUAUCGAUGGCGCCUACGCUUACGCACGACGUUUACAAGCAUGGAGAAAGCGGGAAAGGGACCGGAGGGAGAGACGGGAAGAAGAGGUCGUUUUGGGAAAAGUGGGAGACGAGCACUGGCAGGAACUGGUAGAGGACGUUGGUCGCCCUGGUAGCCCUAUGGACAUCAGUGAUGUUAGCGACGUAUCGUCAAUCUCAUCCGUAUCUGCAUCCACCGGUCCUGAAGAUGCCGCUGACUCGGAGGAUGAGGAGACGCGGCGGUAUCUUGGAAGAUAUGCGGCAAUACGGGAACGCAUUCAGCAGCUUGAGAGCGUGCGCACUCUGAAGCCAAGGACCAAGGUUCCGAAGAGGUCUCAACUCAGUCUCGUUCUUGUUCUGUACCGCAAAGAUGACCCUGUUCGCUUUCGACGCAAUCUUCGUGUGGCACCCAAUACAUUUGAUGGGAUCGUCCGACAAAUCGAGAAUAACCCGGUUUUUGGAGGGGAGGAGGAGACCGGGAAACGUCAGCUCCCUGUGGACCGCCAGCUUGCCAUCGCUCUGUUCCGAUUUGGCCAUUACGGCAACAGCGCAUCCGUAGAGUCCAUCGCUCAAUGGGCGGGUGUGUCUGCCGGCAUGGUUGUCAACGCUACGCGGCGGGUUAUCAUCGCCUUACUGGAUCUUCACGACACUGUCAUCCGUUGGCCAAACGCUGAGAUGAAAGAGGAUGCGAAAGACUGGGUCGAAGAACAGAGCUGUGCAGCAUGGAGGGACGGGUGGCUCUUAGUGGAUGGUACUCUCGUUCCUCUGGCAGAGAAGCCUGCCUAUCACAGAGAGGCGUAUUUCGAUCGCAAAAGCAACUACUCGUUCAAUGUUCAGCUGAUUACACUGCCGAAUCUCCGCAUUAUCGACUACGUGAUUGGACACACAGGCAGCACCCAUGAUUCGACUGCAUUUGCUGAAUCAAGGACUUGCAAGGAUCAUGCUCAGUUGAUCGGACCGAACGAGUGGAUCUGGGGGGAUUCAGCGUAUCCAUCGGAAUCAUGGUGUGUCACGCCUUUCAAGAAACCAGCAAACGGCCUUGCCGAGAACAAAACCUUCAACUACUGGGUCUCACAUGUCCGCAUCCGAUCUGAGCAUGCUGUAGGCUUCCUCAAGGGUCGAUUCCAAUCACUGCGCAGACUUCGUCAACAGAUCAAGAACGAAACAGAUCAUCUUCGCGCGCUAGAGUGGAUCCGAGCUUGCCUCGUUUUACACACACUCAUUCACAACAUCGAGUCGGAGGAGGGCACCCUGGAUCAAGAGUGGGAGGAAGAACUCAUUCGGGACGGAGCAGAGGAUGAUGGGCAUGACGAAGAUGACGAGGACCCAGCUCCUGCGAGGCGUAACAGAAGGGGCCGAGAGUCAUCUGGGCAGAGGAAGCGAAGAAAGGUGAAGGAAGCGCUCUUUGCUAGCGGUGUUACUCGACGAAGGAAUCAUCAUGUUUCAUAGAUAGAAUAUGUGCUAAUCAAAUCGAUACUGGCUUGGAGAACUUGAA
Mycena citricolor is the source of this 1604-nucleotide messenger RNA. NCBI's taxonomy places the organism in Eukaryota, Fungi, Basidiomycota, Agaricomycetes, Agaricales, Mycenaceae. The record is from the annotation of a GenBank genome assembly.